This is a messenger RNA of Vombatus ursinus (common wombat), 2749 nucleotides long. It is a transcript of the gene SH3GL1, whose product is annotated as SH3 domain containing GRB2 like 1, endophilin A2. Bases 118 to 1227 code for a protein of 369 amino acids. Gene Ontology annotation, biological process: synaptic vesicle uncoating. Gene Ontology annotation, molecular function: protein binding. The transcript is spliced from 10 exons. Gene Ontology annotation, cellular component: presynapse; cytoplasm; glutamatergic synapse. The record is from RefSeq and is a predicted model, not a curated record. Lineage: Eukaryota; Metazoa; Chordata; Mammalia; Diprotodontia; Vombatidae.
GGGCAGCGGCGGGCAGGCCCGGCCGGUGUCAGCGUCAGGAGCUGUCUGGCUGCCAGUCUGUUUGUCUGUGGCUAGCUGGGUCGAGGCCGGCCGGGAGGUCUGGCUGCGGGAGGCGGCAUGUCGGUGGCCGGGCUCAAGAAGCAGUUCUACAAGGCGAGCCAGCUGGUCAGUGAAAAGGUUGGAGGAGCUGAAGGGACCAAGCUUGAUGAUGACUUCAAAGAAAUGGAGAAGAAAGUGGAUGUUACCAGCAAGGCUGUGGCAGAGGUGUUGACUAGAACCAUUGAGUAUCUUCAGCCCAACCCAGCCUCCCGAGCCAAGCUCACAAUGCUCAACACAGUGUCAAAGAUUAGAGGGCAGGUGAAGAAUCCUGGCUAUCCACAGUCAGAAGGGCUCUUAGGCGAGUGCAUGAUUCGCUAUGGAAAGGAGCUAGGAGAUGAGUCCAACUUUGGUGAUGCCCUUUUGGAUGCUGGUGAAUCAAUGAAGCGAUUAGCAGAAGUGAAAGAUUCUCUGGACAUCGAAGUCAAACAGAAUUUUGUUGACCCCCUCCAGAACCUCUGUGAUAAAGACCUAAAGGAGAUCCAGCAUCAUCUGAAAAAGCUCGAGGGCAGACGUCUGGAUUUCGACUAUAAGAAGAAGCGUCAGGGAAAGAUACCAGAUGAGGAGCUUCGUCAAGCGAUGGAGAAAUUUGAAGAGUCCAAGGAAGUGGCGGAGACCAGCAUGCACAACCUCUUGGAGACUGAUAUUGAGCAGGUGAGCCAGCUCUCGGCCCUGGUGGAUGCCCAGCUGGAUUACCACAGGCAAGCAGUACAGAUUCUGGACGAGCUGGCGGACAAGCUGAAGCGCAGGAUGCGGGAAGCCUCUUCCCGUCCGAAGCGGGAAUACAAGCCAAAACCUAGAGAUUCCUAUGACUUUGGAGAGCCUGACCAGUCCAAUGGAGGUUUCCCUUGUGCCCCAGCCCCCAAGAUCACAGCAGCUUCUUCCUCUUUCCGAUCCUCUGACAAGCCCAUCCGGACCCCCAUCAGGAGUAUGCCACCUCUGGACCAGCCCAGCUGCAAGGCCCUAUACGACUUUGAGCCUGAGAACGAUGGGGAACUGGGCUUCAGGGAGGGUGACAUCAUCACACUGACUAACCAGAUUGAUGAAAACUGGUACGAAGGCAUGAUCAACGGCCAGUCGGGCUUCUUCCCCCUCAACUAUGUGGAGGUGCUGGUCCCACUACCUCAGUGAAAUGGCUGUUCUCCACACCUCCCUCCCUGCCCUCCCUUCCUCCUCCUCUCUCCUGUUCCUCCCCCUAAUGAGGAAGGCCAGGCCCGAUCUCCUGCAUUCCAUUUUGUUCCUGGUGACACCAGUCUCUCACUGGAAGACAAAUGGGAUAGUGUUAACCCUGCCCAUGCCAGAAGGGUGUCAGAUUAUCUGGACUGGGUGUCCCUUCUACUCCGUCCUUCCCAAGGAUUUGGUACUUCCUGAGAGACCUCAAGGAGAUUGCUGCCUCCCCCCCCACCCACCCAGUCCCUUUGGCAAAGGUUCAGGCAGCAAAGCCCCUAAGUCCUGACACCUGUGGUCAGGCUCAGCCUGCCCUGGGAAGACCAAGCAGUGGAUGUACCUAGUUGAGUUACAAGUUGAGUAUAAGCAAAGAAGGAUGAGCCAGUAAGUUUUAAUCAGUGGAGGGGGGAUUGUGGUGUUUAUGGUGAUGGAAGUGGAGAAACACAGUUUGUUUAAAUCACCUAGGUUUACAUAAGACACUAGUGACCACCCAAGCUUUUUUUGGUGAGGAGGGGAGCAUCCUCCCUCCUUCCACCUUUUACCCCCAUCUUCCCUCUCUAGACUUUGUCCCUUCUUCAUUCCCCUUCUACUUGCUGCUUCUGAGGGGCCUGGGUGGACAGGACUCAUUUACUCAACUGACUCCACUAGUCACGCUACCCCUCUCAGCCAGUCCCUAGAAUCUCCUUUGGAUUGGGCUUGGCUGUGAGGCUCCCAUGCAAAGGGGUAACACUAAGGUGCUCUUAAAACACUAAGCUUCCUGCCUCAAUGCUUCCUCGCCUGAGCAGCCGUCGUUCCCUGCUCAGGCCCCUACCAGGGAACUUUCAGGGGCUGUCCCUCAGUCUUUUGAGUGUGGCCCGGUUCCUUGGUCUGCGGCCAUAGAAAUUCUCAAUCUCUCACCCCCACUCACGGCCCUAGCUGUCACUUGUUCCCACUCCCUGAGAUCCUCAAGGUGACUUGGCAGAUUCUGCCCCCCUCUCUGAACCAGACUGGGAAAAGACCUGCAAUGCUAACUAAAGCAGUAGCAAGUGUUAGACCUGGGGCCACCACCAGGCAUCUCCUGAGAAAUGUUCUGUGUGGUCUUUAGGGAAUGGAGGAGUGCUGUGGGAACAACUCCAUCUGGUCUGUUCUUCCCCCUGUUGGUCUGAGUAGCUCUCUUCGCUGGCUGUGAGUCAUUAGGCCACAGGGCCUCAGAGGACUGAGGACCGAAACACAGGAAAGCCAACUCCCUUACCCUGUGGGGCUGUCCCUAGCAUGCCUUGCUUGCUUGCAGCCUCCUCCUUGGAGCUUGGAUGUUAGGACUUGAGCUGGAGUCAGGGACUGUUCCUGUAGGCAUCAGCCAGGUCCCUAUUGAGGUCAUGGCCCUCUUGCCUCAGGUUCUGAUGCCUUAACUGGCUGAAAUAAGAAAUUUGGUAUUCUCUCUCUCCCUCUCUUUCCCUCUCUCUCCUCUCUCCCCUCUCUCCUUCCCCUCUCCCUCCCUCUCUCCCUC